Molecule: messenger RNA, 567 nt
Organism: Lonchura striata (white-rumped munia)
Lineage: Eukaryota; Metazoa; Chordata; Aves; Passeriformes; Estrildidae
Source: RefSeq, a predicted model, not a curated record
CUCCACCACUCACCAUCUCCAUCACCCUUCCAGGUGAAGCUGCCAUUCCCAAAGCUCUCUGCAAUGGCCUCGGGGAAUGAGGGGGACCCUCCGCAGGAUCAGGGGCGCCGGGGGAGCCAAAGGCGCAGGCUCAGCGCAGAGGGCCGCGUGGCGGAGGAGGCCGAGGAGGUGUUCCGGAGCUACGCCUUCUACCGCUACCAGCAGGAGCGCGAGGAGCGCGGGGCCGAGCUGCCGCGCGACCCCGAGAUCGAGCAGAUCCAGCAGGACCCGUGCAGCACCGAGAGCCAGGUGGGGCAGCGCCUGGCCAUCAUCGGCGACGACAUCUACAAGCGCUACGACGCCGAGUUCCGCACCAUGCUGGGGAGCCUGCAGCCCACCCGCGACAACGCCUACGAGCACUUCACCAGAAUUGCCUCCAGAGUUUGGGGGUCGAGGACUGACCCCGCUGUGUCCCCUCCCUGGCAGGAGGCCGUGAAGACCCUGGACAAUGUUUACAUGAAGUAUGUGCUGGUGGCAGCCGUGGUGGCGCUGGGCUACCUGGUGCUGCGACGCUUCUUCAACCCCUGA